AUGGCCCAUCCGGAAGGAAAAAUAGAAGAUGUGCUAGUACAGGUUGACAAGUUAAUUUUUCCAGCUGAUUUCAUCAUCCUAGACUAUGAAGCUGAUAGAGAUGUGCCUAUUAUCUUGGGUCGACCAUUCCUUGCUACUGGGAGAACUCUGAUUGAUGUGCAAAAUGGGGAGCUCACAAUGAGGGUGAAUGACCAAAAAGUCACCUUUAAUGUGUUCAAUGCUAUGAGAUUUCCGGAUGAGAUAGAAGAGUGCUCCCGCAUAAGUGUGAUUGACUCUAUUGUGGCAGAAAGAUUUCACAAGGAAGCUUGGAAGGAUAAGAAGUUUAUAAGUUCUUUUGAUGAACUUGAAGACUUGAGUGACGAUGAGGACAACCAAGUUGCUUGGGUGGAGCCAUUGCAACCUAUUCCUAAAUUCAAGAAGCCCUUUGAAUCUUUGGAGCUAAAGGAAAGUAAUUUCAAGCCUCCAAAUCCCUCCAUCCAAGAACCACCAAAGUUGGAGUUGAAACCCUUGCCAAGCCAUCUGAAGUAUGCCUAUUUGGGGGAGAAUGACACGCUACCAGUUAUUAUAGCAGCAAACUUGGUAGUUGAAGAUGAAGGUGCCUUGCUAGAGGUGUUAAAAAAGCAUAAAAAAGCAAUCGGGUGGACUAUGGCGGACAUAAGGGUUAUUAGUCCAACGAUUUGCACGCACAAGAUACUUUUAGAAGCUGGUUGUAGCAAUUCUAUUGAGCAUCAACGAAGAUUGAAUCCCGUAAUGAAAGAAGUGGUGCGAAAAGAAGUGAUCAAGUGGCUAGAUUAUGGUAUUGUGUACCCAAUUUCGGAUAGCUCAUGGGUUAGUCAUGUUCAAUGUGUGCCCAAGAAAGGAGGAGUCACGGUGGUGGCUAAUGAGAACAAUGAGUUGAUUCCUACUCAAACCGUGACCGAUUGGAGGAUUUCUAUAGCACCAGAAGAUCAAGAGAAAACCACCUUCACUUGUCCAUAUGGCACCUUUGCCUUUAGGAGGAUGCCAUUUGGCUUGUGCAAUGCUCCCGCGACUUUCCAAAGGUGUAUGAUGGCUAUUUUCUCGGAUAUGGCUGAGAGUAUUUUGGAGAUAUUCAUGGAUGAUUUCUCUAUCUACGGGGAUUCAUUUGGGGUUUGUUUGGAGAAUUUGGAAAGAGUGUUAGCAAGAUGUGAAGAAACCAACCUGAUGCUUAAUUGGAAGAAAUGCCACUUCAUGGUUCAAGAGGGUAUUGUGUUGGGUCACAAAGUGUCUAGCAAGGGGAUAGAAGUUGACAAGGCAAAGCUAGAAGUGAUUGAGAAGUUACCAGCCCCUACCACGGUGAAAGGCAUAAGAAGCUUCCUUGGACACGCGGGUAACUAUAGACGCUUCAUUAAAGACUUUUCUAACGUGUCUAAACCCUUGUGUAGCUUGCUGGAACAAAAUAGGCCAUUUGAGUUUACCGCUGAAUGUAAUGAAGCAUUUUUGAAGUUGAAGACAGCUCUUGUUACGGCUACCGUGAUUGUAGCAUCCGAUUGGUCAUUGCCCUUUGAACUCAUGUGUGAUGCAAGUGAUUUUGCUAUUGGGGCUGUUAUUGUGUACACUGACCACUCGGCAAUCAAGUAUUUGAUAGCCAAGAAAGAUUCUAAACCGAGGGUCAUUUGUUGGGUUUUGUUGUUACAAGAGUUCGAUUUGGAAAUCCAAGGUAGAAAAGGGAUAGAAAACAAAGUGGCGGACCAUCUCUCUAGGUUGGAAACUAACAAUCACAGCACCCACUUGGAGGGAGAAUUACAAAUUCGAGACUCAUUCCUAGAUGAGCAACUGGUAGUGGUAGAGCAAACACGGGUACCAUGGUAUGCAGACAUUGUCAAUUACUUAGUUGGAGGUGCCUAUCCACCUGAUUUUACCAAGCAGCAGCUCAAAAAGUUCCUUCAUGACAACAAGUUUUAUUUUUGGGAUGAGCCAUACUUGUACAAGCAGUGCCCGGAUCGUAUAAUGCGGAGAUGUGUGCCAACAAGUGAAGUCAGAAGCAUCUUGGAGCAUUGUCAUUCAGCCCCAUAUGGUGGCCAUUUUGGUGGACAACGCACGACUCCCAAAGUGGAAGCAAUAGCUAGUCCAACUAAUGAUGCCAAGGUGGUGAUGAAAUUUUUGCAUAGGAAUGUUUUCACAAGAUUUGGGACACUGAGAGCGUUGAUUAGUGAUGAAGGGACACACUUUGUGAACAAAGUCUUGGGUACCUUUUUAGCCAAGUAUAGUGUGAAGCACAAAAUAGCCACCGCUUAUCACCCACAGACCAACGGGCAAGCUGAAAUUUCCAAUAGAGAAAUCAAAGGAAUUCUUGAAAAAGCGAUGAAUCCUAGCAGAAAAGAUUGGUCCCAGUAG
Molecule: messenger RNA, 2355 nt
Organism: Cannabis sativa
Lineage: Eukaryota; Viridiplantae; Streptophyta; Magnoliopsida; Rosales; Cannabaceae
Exons: 4
Coding region: 1-2355 (784 amino acids)
Biological process (GO): DNA integration
Molecular function (GO): nucleic acid binding
Source: RefSeq, a predicted model, not a curated record